AUGAACGAGGUAGCUGAUGCCUUCUCUGCUGCCCUUGGUCGCAAGAUUCGUUAUGUUCCACUUGAAUGGGAUGAAUGGAAAGCCACAACAUUAAAAGAACAUGUAUCAAAAGGUGAUUGGGAACAGCAUGCUGCUGAUCAUUUGGCCAAUUUAGCUCGUCUCGUUCAGAAAGGCACCGUUGAAGUAUCUCCAAAUGUUGAACUUCUGACAGGAUCACCUGGAAUGGAUUACGGGGAAUGGGCGAACGAUAAGCAUACUAUAAGAUCAAAUAGGGUAAAGGAAACUUCGAAGACUACUCCAAUGUCAUCGAACGAAAGGCAUUUCGUCUGUCCAUUUGAGGGUUGCAACAAUCGAUGUAAUCGCCAGCAUCCUGAUUAUAAUAAUCCUGGUGGUCGUCCUAGUUGUGGUGGUAGUUAUGGUAGUAGUGGUCGUGGUUAUGGUAAUAAUGAUUUUUAUAAUUAUCAUCCUGGUCCUUCUGGUUGUCCUGAUCCUAGUUAUUAUGGUCCUGGUGAUCCAUGUGAAAAAUGCGGGGAUCCUGUUCUUACUAGUUAUAGUUGCAAACAAUGUAAUCAUAAAUAUUGCUAUACUUGCUGCUUUCAAUAA
Messenger RNA from Rotaria sordida, 603 nucleotides. NCBI's taxonomy places the organism in Eukaryota, Metazoa, Rotifera, Eurotatoria, Philodinida, Philodinidae. The record is from the annotation of a GenBank genome assembly.